AUUGUCUUGCUAUCUGUCUCAGUUGCUAACCAUCAUGCUCAGGUACGGAAACUCUACAAGUGAGUCUCCUCCGUUUGUCUUUUGUCACCCGUUCCUUGAUCGUCGCUUUUCGCCUCUCAUCCAACCCUGUCCUCCUCCCCGACGCCUCGCCCCCUCAGCUCUCUAUCCCACCUCUGCACUAAAUCUCAGUGUCGACGAUCAUUUAUCUCACUUUUAAUAUGGAAAUACUGACGGUUUCUAAAGGAUGCUGGAGGAUCCGUCCUAUGCGGAAAUUGUGCGAUGGGGUGAUGAAGGGGACAGCUUCGUCGUCUUGGAGUGUGAGAAAUUCACAAAGACCAUUCUGCCGAAGCACUUCAAACA
Aspergillus japonicus CBS 114.51 is the source of this 360-nucleotide messenger RNA. RefSeq lists its product as uncharacterized. The record is from RefSeq and is a predicted model, not a curated record. Bases 35 to 217 code for a protein of 60 amino acids. Lineage: Eukaryota; Fungi; Ascomycota; Eurotiomycetes; Eurotiales; Aspergillaceae. The transcript is spliced from 2 exons.